GGUGAGGCUGUUCUCCUGGGUCCAGCCCCCUCACUCCACGCCGAGAGAAAUCCGCUAUGGGCACCGGCGCCCGACGGAGCGCCCUCGCUGUAGCCUUUGCUCUCCUUCUCCUGCGCCCCCCAGUGUCCGCGAGGGGGCAGCGGCAGGUGAGGCUAAUCCUUCCCCAGGCGCGCUUGGUUUGGGCGGCUUUCUGAAUCCAUCUGCCUCUCCCCGGCCUGAGCGCGACCAAGCGUGGGAUCUGUCGGGCGGGCUGAGGGGAGGGAGUCGGAGCGCGCGCGCGCGCGCGAGGAGAAGUUGAGACUUUCCUAACUCCCUCCCGGGCGGCGGACGGUGGCGCUUGGCGGGUCUCCGGAGCCUGGCGUGGCGCGGGGAGGGCGAGUCCGUGCCUCCCUCACAGCCGGUGCUGAGCUCCGUGGCGCCGGCGGCAGCGCCGCUUACUUCCUCCUCCUCCGUGCUGCCUCGUUGGGGCGCCGCAGGUGAGGAGAAUUUUCGGUGAGAAGGACUUUCCGGGAGGAAGUGUGCGGGCUGGGUUGCUUGGAGGGUGGGACGGAUGGGACGGCCGGUGUGUUUCAUCCUUUUGGCUUCGCCUCUUGGUUCUGGCUGGUGUUUCCUGAGUAGGGGGCUGCUGUCUGGGAUGUUAGUUCUUGGAGUGGUAGAGGCUCGAGUUUGGCGCGAAAGAGGCGCUGUUUCUGCCAUGGGCUUCGCAAGGACCUGAGAAAUGCUCCGGCCCCGAGUCAGGCCAGAGGCUCAUCUUGUCCGGCCACCUGUUUCUGCCCCCCCCCCAUGAUCCUGGGGCCCCGGAAAGCUUCCACAUCAGCUUUGAAUCUGGAAGGGAUCCCGAGGGUCAUCCAGUCCAACCCCUUCAAUGCAGGAAUCUCAGCUAAAGCUUCUGUCCUGCUUUCCUCGCUCUCCUUCCAAGUAAUAUUCAGAGGGACAAUAUUUCCAGCCUUUAGCUAGAAUAGUUAUCUAGGCUCAUGUGCAGUCCUCUAAAAGCGCAAACGUGCUGUUGACAUGAUUAUUUUUCUCCAAUGAACUCUGUAGUUCAGGAAGGCAGAAAAUAAGCACAUAAAGUUGUCCCCUCCCUGCUGAAUUCUAUGCUGGAAAAUGCAUCACCUGUUGAAUUUUGGUUUGUCAGGCAGCGACUGCCGGUAAAUACAUAGAGAUCCAGUGGUGAUGGUGAUGAUAACAAAUCACUUGCUACAUUCCAUCUCAGAAAAGGUUUGCUAACCGAACAAUUCAUUUGGGUGAUGCAGCUCUGCAGCCAGUGUUGUUCAAACCAUUUUGGGGGUGGUAAGGUAAGGUUCAAAAAUGGCUUUGUUGUGCUUUAAUUCUAAGGCAGCCUUCCCCAGCCUGGUGCCCUUCAGAUGUUUUGGACUGCAAUUCCUAUCGGUUCCAGCCAGCACAGAGGCUAAUGGGAGUUGUAGUCCAAAGCGUAUGAAGGGCCCCAACUUGGGACAAGUUGUUAGAAAAUAAUGAACUCAUCGACAUGACUGCAACACUGGGCCCUGCUGCAUCAUGGUCAGUGUUUGAACUCCUGAAGUCUUCCUUUCCUUGCAAUCGUUUGCAUUUUCUUGCUGUGCUCUUGCCCAUAUACUGUUGGCUAUGACUGAGGUUGGCAGAGGGGAAGGUGGAAGUAUUCAGAUGACAGGUAGGGCAUAUGCCUCCUAACCUUCUGUGCCAGCCCCCUAAGCUACUGUUUGAAGGUUAUGGGGUGGCAUGAUUUGGCUAAAAUUGGGUGAGGAGGGAGUUAAGGGCAUGAGCUUGUGGAUUGCAUUAAGGGCCUCUUAUUUUCACCUCUGUGUCCUCUGUCCUAACUCCAGAACAUCCCUGUGGACUACAUUAUCCACCCACAUCCCAACUUGGACAAGGAAGUUGGUGCUAUUUCAUGUCCACCCCCCCCCACACCACUGCAGUCUUUUCCUGGUUGACUUCUGAGCUGCACCAACUCACUAACACCUUUGCUUUAUUGCAGGCAGGCAGUUGAGCUCCCUGGUCUGGUGGGGCAAAAUUCUCAAAUCCUUUGCAUCCAAGGGAAGGGUGAAAAGAAACCGUUGCAGAGGCCAGCUGUCCUUCUAGGGCACUGCACAGGCAGGGAUUCCUGUGAAGGAAAUGAUCUGAAGCUCCUCAGGAUCUUUCUGAGCUUGCCCAGGAACUUUGAAAGGGCCCUGCAUUUCUACUACCAAGAUGGCUCUGCAAAACUUCACACAACCUCAAUAUCACCCACAACCCACUGGCCCAAGUGGUGGUCUGCUGGACUUGUACAGUAUGGUGCACUCCUUCCUAGGGAUGGUACAACCCAACACCUUCCCAGCAGGUAAGUGGUAUAGCAAGGCAGGUUUUGCCAGACCAGGUCUUCCCUAUUAUCAAGGGCUACUGUGGUACAGAAUAAAAUUGGGUUAUGAGCCUGUGAAGGGAAAACAUAUCUUCUCCAAAGACUGUGAUCAACAGCUUAUUUUCUCCAUUAUGCACACAGAUCCUACUUUCCAAGCACCCACUAGGUGAAUAUUCACUUACUGAACAUGAGGAAUUAACACCUGAACCUCGCUAUACACAUCACAGAUUCAGAUAUCAGAACCGAGAGCAUUUUUUCCUUCCUUGUUUGCUUGUUGGAGAGAGGGGAAACUGAUGGGACAAAUCAGAGUGCAUUUUGCAGAGGGAUUUCCUGGUUUAAUUUUUGCGGGGGUGGGGGGAGUCAAAAUUCAAUGAUCAGGAAUGCGUUAUAUAUUUCCCCAUAGGAAUAAAUGGAGAUCAAUGACUUGUUAUUCAAAUGCUUGCCAAACAAACGAUUUCAGGGAACACAUUGUGUUUAGUUGGCAGGACCUGCACGUACUGAGAAGUUCCCUUUGGGAUAGAUGUUGCAGUUGACAACUUUCCCAGGAUGAGACAAGAAUUGAUAACUGAUAAGAGGUGUGGAUGGCAAACAACUUUUGAGUUUCCAGUACCUUACUAUGGCACAAUGCAGGGAUAUACUGUCUACCUAGUGCUGGAGACAAAGGGCUAUACCCUGCAAAGUUGGCCUGUUAGUGCGUGGAGUUCCACCUGUACAGCAGUACUGCCUCUCCCCAUGUACACCCACACCCACAAUCUUUAGGAUUGGGGAAAACCCUGGAACAGAUUUGUGAGUGUGUAGACGAGAGGGAGAGGAAUUCCCAUUACACUUGUGGAAGUUCUUGUACUAACGGGAUGACUUUGGAUACAACCAGAAAACUGUAUUUUACUACGCUAGGAUGAGAUAUUGUGUCUUUUGUUUUCGGAGUCCAUACUUGUGACAGUAUGACUAAAAAAGUGGGUGGAGGAGAUGAUGGGGCAUAAUUUACACAUCAGUGAGUCUGGCAGAUAGAAGCCACAUACCAUUAGCUGCUGGGUGCGUUUAUUGUGCAAUAUUCCUUCCUCAAAUGUUGAAAAAAUAUGAGCCAACCUUUGGAGAGUCUUCAUAUCUACUGAGAGAACAGCAUGCAAUGCAAUUCUGUGCAUGUCUGUGCAGAAGUAAGCUCCAGUGAGCUUAAUGGGAAAUGCUCCUGUGUAAGUGGGCACAGGAAUGUGGCUUUUAUUUCUCCCCUUGCUCCAUUUGCCUGCUUGCUUGUUUCAGGCUCCUGUGCCAAUCGCCAGAACAGGUUUUUUUAAGUGUAAAAAAAAAAAAAAUCUUAAAAAGAAAAAUAAAUUGCUGAACAAAUGUUUGAUGACUUAUUCAUGCAGGCACUUGAGAAAACAACACAAAAUGAAAACGGUGUCUGAAGCACAGGAGACAAUAGGCACCUAGUUUAUAACUACUGUGUGUGUCCUUUGAGGAGGGAAGGCAGAGGGAAGCAGCAGGCACCCUGCAGCAAAACAAAAGUCCACACCCACUCCUGUUUCUGUAUACGUCUUUGUGCAGUUUAAGAGGAGCCACAUAACUAACUUUCAGCCUGCCCACAUGCAUUUUGCAUGAUAAACCUCCAAGCUGUGUCAUGCUUUCUAAUAAAUGGCGCCAGACUUUCAUGUAAAACUCCAGCAGAAGGUCUUAGAGGUCUCUGGCGAGAAAGAGAGAGGGAGUAUCCAGAGACAGCUCUGAACAUAUUGGUUCCGGUGACAGAAAAUACAAAUGGCCCCUCACUACCAAUGAUUUGUUUAAUUGCAUCUCUGCCCAUUUCACAUAUAAUCAUAGCUGUCAACUUUUCCCUUUUCUUGCGAGGAAUCCUAUUCGGAAUAAGGGAAUUUCCUUAAAAAAAGGGAAAUGUUGACAGCUAUGCAUAUAAUUGCAGUUUACAGGCAGCCUUCAAAUGCAGCCCCACAUACAGUCCUAUGCAGUAGUCAAACCUGGAAGUUACCAGAGCAUGGAUAACUACAGCUAAAGGCUCUCUGAGGUCAGAGCACAGGUCACCUGACACCACCAGCAUGGCCUUGUCAUUUAAAAAUGUCCCUCAUUCUCUGUGUUAUAUAUGAAUAGGAGGGAGACAUGAUUAAAGAAGCGUGGCAGCCUUUGCUUCAUCUAGUUUGGCCUUGAGGUAGGCUGUGUUAUCUGGGAUAAUCACGAAGAAGGCCCUGAGAUUAUGAUUUCUUCUUGUGAUGCAACUUAAAACGUUGUUGGGUCCUCUUUUUGUAGCAGUGUGUUGCAUGCUGACUCAUGUUCUGUUUGUGGUUAGCAACCUUAACUUCGUGACCUUCCCAACAGUUACUGACUCGUGCUCCUUUAAAGACCAGACACAGACAGACUCCUAAAAUCAAUGAUUUAGCUAGUCACAAUUUAAAGGUUUGUUGUUUGUUGUUUGUUUAGCUAGUCACAAUUUAAUGGUUUGUUGUUUGUUUAGCUAGUCACAAUUUAAUGGUUUGUAAUAGCUAGUGAGGAUUGGUGCCCCUUUUGACCUUCAAACCAUCAAAUUGGUUAGGUAUGAAUAAGAUCCCUGCCCUUAUGGGAAAAAUUGACUCACAAAUUAAGACUGGCAAGAGGAACAAAGCACAAAGAUACCUUUGCUGGGAAAUGCUAGAGCCUUACUUCAUCCACAAAUUCUCCAGAAAAGCAAAGACCAGUUCCAACUCAUGGAUCACUUAAUAAGAUUUUUUUUUAAAAAAAGCAGAUGUAUACUGUUUUAAGUUUAGGUGUAUGUACAGGAAUACAGGUUUUCAUAAUGUAUUUUUGGGGCACGUGAAAUGUAAAAGGGGGAAAUGAACAAGGUCCAGCCUAAGAACAGCCAUGCUGGAUUAGUUUGAAGGUCUAGCUGGGUCUGCUUCCAAGACUGGCCAUCUUGGAUGCUUCAGGUAAGGGAUGAAGCCAAAAGCUUCCUCUUUGUUGUUGGUCCCCAUAUAUGGUAUUCAGAGGUUUAUUGCUGGGGGGAGGGGUGCAUUGUCAGUCCUGGGGCCACAUUCCCUUCCAGGCAACCUUCCAAGGGUUGCAUGCCAGUAAUGGGUGUGGAAAAAGGAACACGUGGGUAGAGCAAUUAAUGCAAAUAUUACUUUUCCUAGAUAAGGCUAUUUUCCUAACACGCACUCACACUCUCUUUCAUCCAUCCAGGCAGGCAAGAGGUGUUACCAGAGUUCAGGGGCUCAUUCCUGCCAGGCAAAAGCAUUAGGUCUGCAGAGGAGAGCCAACGAGGGGUGUGGCCUGGGGAGAGUUCUGACUGUGAGAUAGAGACACUUGGAGGAUAACAUUAUGCCCCUGGGCCUGAGGUUCCCUACUCUUUGCCUCAUGCCUCUGACAAGCGAGGUUCCUUUUAGCCAUUGUAGCUAAUAGUGAUUAAAAGAUGCAAUGCUUUUAAAAAGCUGUAUAAGGGCUGAAUGAGGUGUGCGGGGAAACAUUUCAUUUUCAGAACGGCUCAUAACAGCUUCUAACAUGCCAUUUGCUGCCAUUGUUGGUGCUCCCUGCUGGGUUUAUAUUUGCAAUGUGCCACAGUCCCUAAAUUUGGCUAAUUAUGGCCAGUUCAGGAACCCACCAGUCUAUCUGUGAAAUGUUGGGUUUUAUUGUCCAGAUCACAUAUGCUACACAGCAUAAGAACCAAAUAUCUGUCAUUUUGCUGUCCCUUCACAGUUUUGAGGGAUCCUUUUGGAGUACCUUACAGUCUCCUUAGGAUUUUACUAUGCUGAAUAUUUUGGCGAUCAUUUGCAAAUCUCAUACCUGCCUCCAGAUAAUUUGUGAACAAGUUAAAUAUUGCUUCUCACAAUAGAAAGUCCUUCAGGGUGGCCUUCAUGGCUUAUUUCCCCCAUUUGUUUAUUCCCUCUGCUUUUGAUUGUUUGAUCACUUGCCAUUUCAUAAGCAGACCUGUUCUCUUAUCCCAUGACUGCUAAGUUUACUCAAGAGCUUUUGGUGGGAGACUCUCUCAGAUGUUUGCUGGCAGUCCAGUUUUGUCAACUGGAUCAGUCUAAUUGAUCUCCAUGUUUUUGUUGGCAGUCUCACAUAAUUAUACAAAGACUGGUUAGGCAGUACUUCACUGUGCAGCACGUUUGCAACCUGAAGAACUGGGCCUGAGCCGCGCCAUUAGCACGGACUUUGCCAAACUGCAGAACCCAGCCAAAAAUAGACACCCCAGCAUAUUUGUCUGUCCUUCCAUCAUAAACCCCUGAUGCCCUCAGUAGUGAUUUUUUAAAAUAUACCUUUCAUCAAGAUUAGAUGUGGCCCCUGGUGGCGGGAUAAACUAGGCAGAGAAUGGAUUCCACAGGAAAAUUGUACCCUUAAGUCCUCUGUAAGAAGUGUGGGGCAGAGGGAGUGAGGAAUUGAGCUAUUUUAUCCCAAGCCUUGGGAGGGCAAUGGGAUUUAACAGGUCAUCAAGGGAAACCGAAGCAGAUAGGAAUAUUCGUUUGAUGUCAGCACUCCACCCACUUUGGCAGGAAUGGCACUCUUCAUAGAAUGCAUGGGUACCAAUAUAACUGGUUGCAGCAAGGGAGCUGUUCCAGCUUCAGUCAAUCAUUAACUUCUCUUUAAAAAAAAUUCCUAAGUGAUCUGAUUCCCAGAUGCAGAAGAGAGAAGUGUGUUUGGGGGGCAGGGAGGAGGAAGGGAAAGAAUGGAGGCAAGAGAGAUGGCAAAUGGGACCAGGAAGGAGGAACUGGAAAGGGAAGGUGGAUGUCUUGGGAGGGAGGGACAAGAAGUGCUGUCACCAAGGACUCCAUGGCCCAUUAUACAAUCACACUAAACCAAACAGUGGCUUGGCACAGAUGAGCAAACAUUCGGGUUACUGGAAAGAAAAUCGCAGCUGCUUUGCUCUUCCUGCCUUGCUGCUGCAAGCUAUACAGUGGUGCCUCGCAAGACGAAAUUAAUCCGUUCCGCGAGUGUCUUCGUCUAGCGUUUUUUUCGUCUUGCGAAGCAACCCUAUUAGCGGCUUAACGGAUUAGCGCUAUUAGCGGUUUAGCGGCUAUUAAAGGCUUAUCGGCUUAGCGGAUUAGCUGCUAAAAGGCUAUUAAAGGCUUAGCGGCUUAGAUAAAGGGGGGGGAGCAAAAAAAAAAUCUCUAGACUCGCAAGACAUUUUCGUCUUGCGAAGCAAGCCCAUAGGGAAAUUCGUCCUGCGAAGCAACUCAAAAACGGAAAUCCCUUUCGUCUAGCGGGUUUUCCGUCUUGCGAGGCAUUCGUCUUGCGGGGCACCACUGUAGUUUGUCUUAGGGUUACAUCUGAACCUCACGGUUUGUCUCAAUCCAGAAAAGCCAUGAGCUGUAGCCAAGGCUUGUUCUGUGGCUUACCACUCGUGGCUUGUCUGGGAGGAAUAAACCAGGAGCCCGGCUCACAGGUGUGAACUGUCCUGGAUGACAGCACCUCUUGUUGCAAUCUUCUCUUCCGAAAUCCACAUGGGUCCACAGUAAGCAUUAUAAAGUUUUUAAAGGCUUGGUUCAGAGCCAUGUCCUCAAGUUGUGUGGGGCCAUUGUCCACUCUGGGCGUUCAAAUAUCAUGAGUCAGGGUUUACACAUUUUGACCUUUUAUGUUCUUUUAUGAUGUGGUUUCUUUAUUUUUGUGGUUGCAUUUCCCAGCUUCUCUAGCAUGAGGGCUAAAAAUCGCUGCCUUUGUUGCAAUACUGCUAAGAAUACUGAACCAUUUAUUGAUGUUCUGAUGAUUUAAUCACAGUCAUAUUUUCAAAGAUGGCUACAGCCUGUACUUUCUUGGAGUCAGAGGAACUGGGGUUCAAGCCUAGCAGAGAGCCAUACUGAAAGCCGUGCCCACCCCCCAGUUUCUCAAGAAGAGCUGCGUGCUGAAUUUUCUUAGUAGCAGUUUAUUUAUUUAUUUUUACAUUUAUUUAUUAAUUUAUAUACAUCAAAUGGCCACAGGGUGAUUUACAGUAUAGAACAUAAUAAGCAAUAUAUGUCAAUACGUUACUAAAUAUCCAUACAAUUAAAAAAAAAGUUUAUAUACAUACCAAUUAUUGCGUAUUAUGAAUUGUAUAAUAGUACAUAAUACUUUAUGAGCAAGACAUACUAAGCAGUAAUGUCAAAUUAUACACUAUGUCUUCCCAGCAGUGAACAUCACAACUCAACAGAGUUAUUGCCUACUUAUCUCAGGUGCAACUAUAGAACAUAGCGCAUAUCUAAGAACAAUAGCCUCUUGAUAAAUAUGGGAGAGGAAAACCUGCUGGAUAUCUAAAGUGCAGAAAUAGUGUACAAACGCACAUACUUUUCUGUAUACAGAACUAGCUCUUAAUCCCACCUUCCCUCUAUUCUCGUUUUUCACCCUGGGAUAUCUUCACUUCCCUGCCUCUCUCUCAGGGGCCUUUCAUCAUCUAUCUGAUACUUUCAUGGGGGUGCAUACUUUGCUCCCCUUAUGUUUCCCCUAAGGGAAGAAACCAAAAGGGUUCCUAUCCCUUGAGGUCAUCCUUAUGGGGACCAUCACUGGUAGCCUGCAGCCUGCCUGGUUAGUAGAGUCCAGUUUGCUUGCCUCUUGGCAGCAACAGCUAAUGGACACUGCCUCAUGCACUCAAAUGCUGAAAGAUUAGUACAAAAUGUUAAACAGUCUUGGAAAGUAUCCUCCGCUAUAAGAGGCAGAGAGUAAGGUCUUUGAAGCUCACUGUGCUUUCCUCCCUGGAGGCACCCCUAUGCUUUGUUGUUAUUUUACACACUCCAAAACGGAGCCCUGGGCAUUGUGUGUGUGUGUGUGUGUGUGUGUUCUGUGCAUGCAGGCCUUGGCUCCGAUUUAACUUUCUGUGGUCUGGUUGUUUGCACACAUUUAUAAGGCCAUUCUAUCCAAAGAAGAGAAAAGCUUCCUAACCCUCUCUGGUGUGAGGUCUGCACACACUGGUUUGUAUCGGACAUGUGGCAGAGACUCUUCCUCCAUUCCCUCUCCUGUCUCCAUACCACUCCAUACUGUCAAUAGAGAUUCCAGUUUCCAGUCAGUCAGCUUGUCCUCAGCCAGACCUGAGCCUUAGCAUAAGGUAAAGGUAAAGGGAUCCCUGACCAUUAGGUCCAGUCGUGACUGACUCUGAGGUUGCGGCGCUCAUCUCGCUUUAUUGGCCGAGGGAGCCAGCGUACAGCUUCUGGGUCAUGUGGCCAGCAUGACUAAGCCGCUUCUGGCGAACCAGAGCAGCGUACGGAAAUGCCGUUUACCUUCCCACCGGAGCGGUACCUAUUUAUCUACUUGCACUUUUAUUGUGCUUUCGAACUGCUAGGUUGGCAGGAGCAGGGACCGAGCAACGGGAGCUCACCCUGUCGCGGGGAUUCAAACCGCCAACCUUCUGAUCGGCAAGUCCUAGGCUCUGUGGUUUAACCCACAGCACCACCCGUGUCCAGUUUCCAGUCAGUCAGCUUGUCCUUAGCCAGACCUGAGCCUUGGCAUACUUCUUGCUAUAUUUAGAUAAAUAUUCAGCAUAAAAUGGACUCUGACUUGCUUUUUGAUGUUUCUGUGCUUUCCAGUGCUUUUUACAUCUUGUUCUUCUUGAAAACUCCUCGCAACUUUAUUAUGAAAGCACCAGAACUAGUCGCUGUGUUUCCGUUGCUCAGGAAAAGUGCUGCUGUUAAUCUCCACACACACACACACACACACCCCGCUGCCCACAACUUUUGUUAAUGCAGGAACUUCCCGUUCAGUAAUGCUACCCUGCAGACUAAUAGUUAGAUCAUAUCCUGGUGUCAUAGCCCCAUAGUCUUUCGCCUCCAGCCUUCGAGGCUCAACACUGCUUAUUUGUCUUUAUGUAAUUCUGUGAAUCACAUCUCAAUUUACUGUCAGUGCAUUUUUCUUUUUCCUGGGUUUUAAAUCUGAUUGUGUAUAAUGAUGAGUCUUACCUGCUUGCAUAACAAAGGGAGGCAUUCAACAAAGUUUUACUCAGGGUAGACCCGUUGAAGUGAAUGAACCUAACUUAGUCACAUUUGUUCAUUUCAGUAGGUAAAAUUCAGUUGAAUACCACCCAAAGUCACUACAGGUGGUUUAGACCACAGCACCACCCGCGUCCCUUCAAGCCUGCUAGUUUUACCUAAAACCUGGAGAAACUGAUAUUCUCAGUCCCAUAUGUUUACAGGCUAAAACCAGCUGCUCAGUAGUGGGAGAAGAAUACAUAGGUGGGCUGCUGGCCUGGUUUAGCGAGGCUCAUCUUAGGCGCUUAUGUUUUCACCUGCUAGAUCAGAGUGGGCAGAAGGCAGAUUUAGCUUUACUGGUAGAUCUUUGAGUGAUUUGCAGUAGAUCAGCAAGGGUUUCCAACUGCCAAUUGUUUUGUGGCAGCAAAAAGAUCCCUUUUCUCCAAAUUAUAUUGUUGAAAUGAAACGAGCUUGGGGUAGCUUGGUGUGAAUUUUUGUGUGGAAGGAACAUAGGCUCAGAAUUAUUUAAUGCUAAGUAGAUGUAUUUUGCAUUAUGCUCUGGGUGAUGGAUCUCAGGGUUCCACUUAAAACCAAGUAAACCUCACAAGCCUGAAGGUCUGGUCUGUUUUCUACAGCAUUUUCCUCUUCAGAGCUGUUGAAGCUCAGAGGCCAUGUUUGCUAAGCAUACAGUAUGGCACCCCUUAGUGGUAAAGUGGGGUAUUGCUUAACUUGGGCUGCAAAGGGGGAAAAAGUUUCUUUUCUAUCAGCAUAAUGUUUAUUGAGCACUAUAGCACAUGGCACAAAAUAAAAAGAGAGAAAGAAAUUUCAUAUGUGAUGUGCAUAGAGUCAUUCAAAUGGGUUAUAGCAGGAGAGCUUUGGAGAAGGACAGCUGGAGAAAAUAGGGUCUCAUCCUGGUAACGUAGGCUACGGGUAGGAAUUUCCAAAGAGAUCUCAGUGUUGAGUGAUGCACAAAUGCCCAGUAAGGUAGGUGAUGGUAUAUUCCCUCUUUCCCCUCCCUGCCACUGCUGACCCCUCUGUUCUUCUCCUCAGAUCUUCUGACUCGCCUGAUCCAGCGCCGGGUUAAUUUCACAGACCCAGCAGUGUAUAAAGAGGUGAUUUAUUUAUUUUUUGUAUUGGCUCAUGGAACUCAGAGGCUAGUGGGUGGCAGUUGGUGAAGCUGGGCAGGGUUGAAAAGGAAAUGUUGGUGUGGUAGGCUCAGCAAACACCAAAAGGUUGACACUUCACCCAGAAGUCAAAUGUGGUCAGUGUCUAAACAAACAAACAAACAAACAAACAAAUAGUACAAAUGAAAACAUACUCAGUUGCUCUCUGCAAGCUUCAUAAAGCCAGUAAAGAUUCUGAUAGGGACUCGGGGAUGCAUGAUGGCCCCUAUUUCAGGACAGCUGGGGCGUUGGAAGGAGAGUGCUAGGGAAGAAGAAAACCCUGGUUUGGAGGAUCAGACUAGGCCAAGCUUGCCUAGACAGUGCCAUGCCUUCCCAGUACACUUUUGGUGCUAGCAUGCGCUGUUUACAUUAUCCUGGAAGGCUAAGGGGGAAGGCCUUCUGAGGUCUGAGCAUCCACAGCCACAUUGUUCAUAGGGAUUACUGGACCUGUGAUUAUGUGUGACUCUGGGUGGGAACUUUUGAAGCCCGUGUGCAAGAACGCAAUGCCCUGUGCAAGCACACAUAUACCCUGAUGACUAACAAGAGCAGCCUGAUCCUUGCCAGGAAUGCAGGAGCAGGGGUAGAAGCCUGUAAGCCCUGGUAUAUGCUGCUAGGUCACUACCUCUAGAUGAGCAAAGUGGACUCCAGAAUAACAAACUUCAUGUCCAGUACACGGCCAAGAAAACAUUCUAAUAAAUCCAGAUUGUUUUUGAAGAAGAACCAUCAGUGGACUCUUGGGGACCACCCUGUGAUGAGCCCUUCACACUUUUAUUUUGGGGCAGGCAGGUGUCAGCGUCUUUGAAUGAUCAUACCUGACUACUGUGUCUGUUUGUUUUCUUCUCUCCUCCCCUCCGCAUCUCUAGAUGUUGGUAUACCAAGCAGGCUUCCUUGUUUGCCUUGUCAUUGGUCUUCUUUUCAUCAUCCUUGUGCCCCUGGUGGGUUUGUUCUUCUGCUGCUGCCGCUGCUGUGGGCACUGUGGCGGCUCCAUGUACCAGAAGCAGACGAAAAACACCAAUUGCAAGAGGCGGACGUUAUUUGCAUUCCUGCUAGCUGUCUCUACCAUUCUCGUGUGAGUUGAGUACUAUACUGAGCAUCAACGAACAGUGUGGGAGUGGGUUAUUGCUGUGACCAGUUCAGCAAGGAGUUUAUUCCAGUCUGUCUACGUUGCCUGUUCAGCAGUAGUGGAUAGCAUGGUGAGGCUGUGCUGCUCACCUGACUUCCCUCUGGCUGAGUCAGUACAGCAUACUGCGACAGAGUGGCUGAGGGAUGAGGUUAAAGGUAAAGGUAAAGGGACCCCUGACCAUUAGGUCCAGUCGCGGAAGACUCUGGGGUUGUGGCGCUCAUCUCACUUUACUGGCCGAGGAAGCUGGCAUACAGCUUCCGGGUCAUGUGGCCAGCAUGACUAAGCCGCUUCUGGUGAACCAGAGCAGCGCACAGAAACACUGUUUACCUUUCCGCUGGAGCGGUACCUAUUUAUCUACUUGCACUUUGACAUGCUUUCGAACUGCUAGGUUGGCAGGAGCUGGGACUGAGCAACGGGAGCUCACCCCGUCGUGGGGAUUCGAACUGCCGACCUUCUGAUCAGCAAGUCCUAGGCGCUGUGGUUUAACCCACAGCGCCACCCGCGCCCCUUGAGGGAUGAGGUUGGUGCAGUGCAAAUGCACCAGUGGAGCCAAUCUGGUGCUUCUGCCAGCAUGCUUGCAACAUGCUGACCUUACCUCCCACCCUCCAUCCUGGUAACUCAGCUGGACAGGAGGUCAGGUGAUGGAGCAGCCCCCAACUAUACAGCUACUGCCAUUCGGACCCAAUUUCAAGCAAGAUGCACCUGCUUAGCUGUCUGAUAUGAAUUGGCUUGUCUCACCUGCAUGUACAAUGUUUGUAGGCCAGGUGGGCACUUCUCUUAUGUGCUGAUGUUGUAAACAUAGUGGCUGCAGGUCUAGUUUAAAUGAGACAAUUUAUUUGUCUACUUGGCAUCACUUUUAAGUCUGCCCACAGCCUUUUAUGAUGGUCUUGUGCAAAGGAAUGGCUUCUUGGAGCUGAGGGAGGAUGGGAUGGUCCCUGCAGGGAGGCCCAACAGGAAAUUGCACUGUGCGUGUAAGCUACUUCUAUUGUGUGAAAUGAAAAGUUGAGGUUAGUAGCUCUGGCAGCAGAGAUUGAGUUUCCAAACCUUUGGGGAGCUGGGAGAUCAGCCACUAGAGACGUUUAGCAGUGCAGUAUGAUCAAAGUAGGCCUUAAUUCUUGCCAGUUCUCAAGCAAGUAUAUCUCCUCACUGAACAACUACAGAGUUACAUUGGAGUCCAGGGGAAAUGAUGAAUGACACUAUUUCCAGUCAGACUUGACCUCCAGCAUCACUGUUCCUAUCAAUUCAGCACAUGGUUCAAGUCUGAGCAGCCGGUCACUAAUUAACCUUGAGGCACAUGAGCAUAAAUGUGUGAAGGGAGACUCCCAGGAGCCUUCUGUGGCAUGGCUGGCUUUUACUCUGGAGCAUGCCACCACAGGCACAAGCAACUGCCAGAGCCCUUUCUGCACCAUUUGUCCUUGCACUAGUUCUAAGGAGGUUCUUGCAGACUCGAGGGAAACCAGGGUGCCUAUGAAGUGCUGAAUUAUUUCAGUAUCAUAAAGUUGGAAUGGAUCUAAAAGUGACCUGGAUUAACCUCUGACCAGGGGCAAGGGGAGUGCAUCCACCAGGCACCCCCAAAAUCAACCUAUCAAGAUUACAAUGUGUUGCAAGCACAGAGUGGGCGCUACAGAGUAAAUAGUUGGAGACGAAUCACACAGACAUGCAAGUCACAUGCUGCAGUUUUACUGCUGCCUUUGCAGGGGUACCAGUAGGUAUAGAGAAGAAGAAGAGUUUGGAUUUGAUAUCCCGCUUUAUCACUACCCGAAGGAGUCUCAAAACGGCUAACAUUCUCCCCACUCUGUGGGGUGAGUGGGGCUGAGAGACAUCAGAGAAGUGUGACUAGCCCAAGGUCACCCAGCAGCUGCAUGUGGAGGAGCGGAGACGCGAACCCGGUUCCCCAGAUUACGAAUCUACCGCUCUUAAGCACUACACCACACUGGCUCUCAUUACCUGCUCACAUUGCUUACACUGUAUCCCACAUUUGCUCCCCCCAGAAUGGCACAAUGUCAAACAAGACACUUCAUAAAUAAGUCACAACUUUGUUGGUACCCGUUGUUAUGUUUUUUGACUGGUUGCAUGAUAUUACUAGCUUUUCCUCUUUGAGGAAAAGGAGAAGCAACAUCAGUAUGAAGAGUUGUCCUCUCAACUCUGCCUGCUUCCUUCACUGCAGGGCUGGGGAUAUUUGUGCGUAUGUCAGCAACCGUCAGAUAUCACAGGGAAUCAGUGGAGGCUUCAUCACUUUGAACAAUACGAUGGACAACCUGUUCAUGUUCCUGAACUCUAUCCCUAAGGUAUAUAGUCUAUAAGCUGUAUUAUGCGCCUUCCCCUGCUUCCUUUCUGCAGGCAGGUGUCUUUUGUAUUGUCCUCCUAUCCUCCAUGUAUGAUCGCUUCUACUGCCCUGCCUACAUAGUCAGGUGUUCUUCCUCUUCCUCUGCUUGUUUCCUACACCAGCCUCCAUAUGCCUUGCCCUGUUCCCCAGAAGUGCACCUCUGUAUCCCUACCUCCAACCUCCAAUGAUCUACUUCUUAUGAGCAUCAUAGCACUGUUUAGCGGCCAUUAUCCCACUGACAUGCCCUAAAUCUGCACUUUCAACACUUCAGUGGCCAUGGAAAACUACUUAGCCACUAUCAGUUAGCAAGGGAAACUGGAUCAUAUGAUACCUGAGGAAGAAUCCUGUGCCAGGAAUAGAGGUCCAUGGCUUUUCAAGCACAGGUACAAGGUGAAUUCUGGGAUCAUGACAGGGCUACAGGAGUCAUCUUGGUAGUUCUGGACUUCAGUGCCUUCUCAGGCACUUGUUUUCCAUAUCUGCUUUGAUAAGGAUAUAAAAAUACACUCGUUUAAACAGCAGCACAAACUGUUCAUAGUACUGGAAGGCACAAACAUGCUUUGCUCUUAACACAGAAGAAUUAUCAAAAUGGUGCUGAGCUACAUUGUUUACCGAGGUAUAUUGGUUUAAUGGUACCUCCCACUGAAGGCAGCUCCCACAAGAAACACAGGGACCAAUAUAUCAUGCCCUGCUAACUUCCUAGAGCUGUUUCUGAAUAGUGAAUUAAAUUGUUCUUUGGGAAACCAUUUGCAAAACCUACAUGUGCCUGAAAUAUCUUUUUAACCCAUGCUUAACCAUGGGGAUUGGGAGGAGCUGGUCUGGAUAGAAACACCCACCAUACCUGGAGGCAAAAUAACUGCAGUUGUGCUCCCAGUCCACAAAAUGUUGGGUUGGCUAUGGCUUCAGUGUCUCUUCACCUGCAGAAUUAGAUGGUAGUCAAUUUUGUAUGUUCGGUUCCUCAAUUUUUUUGCAAAUAGUAUUUGCCUCUAUGGUGGAAGAUACUCAUGAACACUUACUUCUAAGCUGUGAUCCGUUAUGAAGUUCCACAUAUAUUUUUGCAGGACAAACCUAAGUGUGUUUAUGUUGAAAUUAGUGCUCAAAGGGGACUGAUUUCCCAGUAAGUGUACACAGGAUGGUAGUCUUUAGGGCUUAUUUUGUAGACUUUCUACACAAUAUUUAUUUAUUUAGGCUAUUUAUAUAAUGCUAUUUCAUAGAAAACAAACAUCAAUUAAAUCAAACAUCAAUUAAGUAUUGUGGAAAGAUGUAUUCUAAUUGGCAGUGAUUCAGGAGUUCAAAGAAAUCUUUUCAACUGGAUUGGUGUAAAACUGGGGAGUGAGACAAUGCGGAAGCAAUGCACUUCAGUACAAUGGGCACUUUUGAGUCCUCUGUGUUCAAGCAAUGCACAUCAUGCUGUUGUCCUUAUAAUUUCAUAUCCAUGACCAUAAAUAUGUUCAGGAUCUUGAUCCCGCUUGCUGCCCCCUCCUCUGCAGAGCAUACUGUAUUUCAUCACUUUCCUGGUUCUUCACAGGAGAUUAAUGACAUCAUUGACUCCAGUUCGGUGCCACUGAAGCAAGCCAAUCAGAGCCUGCAAGGUGAGUUUCUGCCACUGGCCACAAUCUGUAUUGUUUAAAUCUUGAGUGAGUGAGGCAAAAAAAGCCGGCCUCAAGCUUGGAAAUCAACUGAAAUUACCCAGUCUCAUUGGUGGAGGUGUGGUCAAGGAGCAAGCCAGGAGUCAGGGUCAAAUAGCAGGCCACAACUGGAGGACAAACCAAGAGUUUGGGAGUCAGAAAUGGAGGACAAACUAGCUGGCACGAACAAAGAAGAAUGAAGGAUUCAGCGAACACACCAGUGCUCAGGAAGACUUUGUUGCUCAAGCAAGGCUCAGCUGAAAUGGGUAGCCUUUUAUAUUUCUUCCUGCUCAGGAAGAUACAGUGUCCAGCCAGGGUGGGUAGAGUCAGACCAGUACUGGAAGGGUCUUCACUAAGAAGAUGUUCACCUGAAGCUCAGUGCUCCACCACACAAGACAGCUGCAUACAGACCCAGCAUUUCCUGAGAAUUAGAAGUCUGCCCCAAAGUUCAGUGGUCAUCUGCAGAAUUCCUUCCUUUACCCUUGUGGCCUGCUUCAUCCAUGCAGUCAUCAUUGAGUUCUGCUCCUACUUAAACUGUAGAACUUUGGUAUGUACCCAAAGCAUUGCCCAUUAUCCCUUUAUCAUUCAAGGAGAUCUCAAUGUCCAUAAACCAUUUUUUUCUGGCAUUUGGUAUGUGACAUAAUAGUGGGAAGCAUUCUUGUUGAUCCUCUUGCUCUGAUGUUUUCUCUGCAGAGAUUGGGCAGACUUUGGGAGACAAAAUCAAGAAUCAAAUAGGUGGACGAGUAAACGAAGCGCUGGACGAUGCUGAACAUCUUCUCAAUGGUACUGACCUACUGUUUAACAAAGAGUGUGUUGUGGGAUCUAGUAGUAGAGAUGGAGGCCCAGAAAGUGUGUCAGUUUAACUGUGGCACAGGGCGAGGCAAAGGUGCUCAGAGGACAAAGAAGGUUUAGAGCAUGGGUCAGGAAUUUUUGGCCCUCCAGAUGUUGUUGGGACUCCAACCCCCAUCAGCCACAGCCAGCAUGGCUAAUGAUCAGGGCUGAUGGGAACUGUAGUCCAGCAACUUCUGGAGGGCCAAAGGAUAGCCAGCCCCUGCUUGGGAGAAAAGUGCUCAUUGCUGCAGUUCAGUGUCCUGAAUUUGAUUUGUUUGUUUAAAGCAUUGUUUUGUUUUGUUUAUGUUUUUACCCCUCUUUAUGUGACUGCUUCAAUCUGUGGAACUGGCAAUGUUAUAGGUCCUGUAUAGUAUUUGUUCUGCAUUUGUAAGAAAUUGAUCUUGUAGUGGGGCAGCCCCCACACUUCAGAACUCCUUGCCUAUUGACAUCAGGCAGGUGCCUACGUUGUGCUCUUUUUGGCACCUGCUAAAAACAUUUUAGUUUAGGUAAACCUAUCCAGAUAUGUUGAAUGUUGACAGGGUUUUUACUCUGGUUUUUAGCUUAUUGUAUGUAUGUGUGUGUGUACACACACACACACACACACACACUGAUAAUUUCAUUGUUUUAUAUCUUUGUUAACUUUCUUUUUACAUUCAAGUGCCAUAUAAAUUUUACAAAAUAAAUAAAUUGCAUUUGAUUUGUUCAUUGAGGUCCAGCUCUGAGGGCCUUCUGGUGGUUCCCUCCCUGUGAGGUUACAGGGAACCAGGCAGAAAGGGCCUUCUCGGUAGUGGCGCCCACCCUGUGGAAUGCCAUCCUGUCAGAUGUCAAAGAGAUAAAUAAUUAUUUGACCUUCCGUAGACAUCUGAAGGCAGCCCAGGAAGCUUUCAGUGCGUGGUGUUCUGUUGUGUUCUUAUUUAUUCUGUUGGAAGCCACCCAGAGUGCCUGGGGCAACGAACUCAGAUGGGUGGGGUACACAAAUUUAUUUAUUUCAUUUUAUUUUAUUUCAUAAAACUUAUGCACCACUUGAUUCCCUUGUGCUAAAAACUCUGUCAUCGGGGUGGAGAUUGCAAAGUUCCUCCUCACUCUUUUUCUCUGUCCAUUGCAGUGACUAGCUCUGUGGAAAAAGAGCUCCGGGCAGUCAAUGAGACAACAAAUCACUUGCGGGACCUUCAGGAACAGCUGAGCCAAAACCUGACCGCCUUGAGAACUGAUAUCAACCAGACUUUGAAAGACUGCGGUGAACCUUGCAAGGGUGUCCCAAUGUGGAACCUGGAGCCUGGGGCCAAUCUCAGUGCGGUAAAAUGGGGUUGGAGUGCAGAGACCUUGGGAAAGGGAUGGUGGGUUUUUAGGGAACAUGGGAAGAAGCACCACUUUCAGGAUAAGUGGGCUUAGCUAAUUGAGUGACACUACUGAGACAGAGGCUAAAGCCAGUGUCAGGUGGUGCAAUAGAUGUCAGGGUGGAAUCUCAGCUGAGGCCUGGCUACAGUGUUGGAGCGUGUCUACAAGAUGCCCAUGGAUGUGUUUGUCUGGUCUUGCCAGCAUGUAAACAUACAAACGUCUCAGUGGACGCUACGUUGCUCUUACCUGUGUCAGUGUAAACAUUUGAGUGAAACACAAAGAUUCCUACCCCUCCCAGAACACAAUGCAUCAUCACUUUAAUUUCUUAUAGAUAGAUAAACUGCCCCUUUAUCUGUUCCCACAGGUUCCGGAUGUCAGCCACCCACUCCAGCUGUUGACCAAUCUGACAGACUCAAACCCUCAGGACACCAUUGCAAAGGUAACAUCCUUCCCUCCGUCCAUCUUUUCUCUCUCCUCCGCAAUCAGAGUGUGCCACACAGAGCAGGCUUUCUGAGUGCCCAUGCCAGGUGGCAGUGUGCCAGGGACGGCCUGUCUAGGAGAGGCUGUGCAGUAGGAGCAGAACCACAGACUGAGCCUAGCAUCAUAAAUCACAGCCUUGGGCCAUAGGGCUCCCCUGAUCUCUCAAACCAUCAAUGCCUGUAUCCCAUCCUCAGAAGGUAUUGUUAGCCCACUUCCUCUUUGGAAUCAGCACGUAUUGCAAUGCCUUUUUGAUUCACAUUGCUUUGCCCUUUGUUCAACACUAUAAGAGCAUAUGCAAUUCUGAGAUCUGUGUUGUUUGUCUUUUGUUUCCAUCUGCAUAUGUCUUUAUUCUGGGUUCUGGCAUUGGCAGGCAAGAAAAGUUCUGGCUGAUAUUCCAAAGAAGGUGUCUGAACAAACAAAAAAGGUGGUGUCUGGUAAGUAGUUUCAGCAGAUAGAUAAAGGUGUGUGUAUUCUCAUUUCAAGAACCAGUUGAAAGUCUAUGGUUACACUUAUAACGUCCUCAGAAACUAGAGGUCACCUGCCAAAUAUCUCUUUGAUCAGUUCACAUUAAUAUGUGGAAUUUAGUCAAGUCUCGGCUCUCAGUCAUUCAAUAUAACUGUUUACAGUUAUGCAAUAGUGCAGCCUUUUCUUUGUUUAGAAAUUGUUAUUCUACAAAUAUACCUUCUAGAUAGUAAUUGGAGUUCACACCUGUGCAUGUCCAAGCAACAUGGCAUUUCCUGUCCUGAAGCUGCAGUUACAGCUACCUGCUGUGGAUGCAUGGGGUGAUAGGUGUGAGUUAAUCACAUGUGAACAUAUGAAGCUCUUGUUCUACAGUCAAAUCAAUGAUUUGUCUGUCCCCUUUCUUUUUUUCUUUUUUUUUCUUCUCCCCCUAAUGCCUCAACAAAUGAAACGGAUUUGUAAAAAUGUUACAUGGGGGGAAAAAUACGAGGCAUUACACUUACCUCUGUGAAACAAGAAAAUCCUUAAUAAAAUAUUUUUUUAAAAAAAUCAAUGAUCUGUCCAGCCCAGCACUGUCUACUCUGAUUCACGGUAGUUCUACAAAUUCCAUUGAGAUCCCUUAAUUGGAGAUGCUAAGGAAUUCAGUCUAGGACCUUGGACAUGCAUUCACUCUUAUCACUGAGCUACAAGAUGUCCCAAAACAUUUUUAAAACGUAUGUCCUCCUAUGGACCAAUGCCACGUACACACUGUUGUUUAGAGGACAUGGCUAGUCUGCAUAUUCUUGCUAGCUCCUCCAUUUAUUAGGCAUCAGUGGGGCUCAGUCAGGGCUGUCUUACGCAUUUGCGGCGCUGGGAUACAAAGAUCUGCCCAGUGCCCCCCCUGGUUGCCCAGUCCCAGGGGCGCAGGAGGGCAGAGCCGGCCACCCACCUCAGCAUUUCACUGGCUCGGUCACCCCCGAACUCGUGGUGCAGAGCCACCUGCAGCAGAAGAGCCUACCACAGUGCUCUGACUGACAGAUGGGCUCUUCCCCGGACUCAGCUCUCGGGUCCCGGACUCUCAGCCUGGCGCCCCUGAGAGCCUGGCACCCAGGUGCCCCGCACCCCUAGUGCCUAUGGGUAAGACGGCCUUGGGCUCAGUGGAGCUGGAUGUUUCCCUUCUCCCAAUCCACAGCUUUCCUUGUCCUUCCUGCUUUGUCUUCCAUAACUUGAACUGAAUGAAGGAUGGGUAGCCGGAAAUGAAGGAGGCAUGAGAUUUGCUGAGGAGUGUGAAUGGUUCUUCCUUGGAGAGCUAAUAGGCAAUUGGGCAUAAAAUACUACAUAUCCGGAACACAUAGCAGGUGGCUGCCCUGUGGUAAGAUGCUCUCUGCCAUAGUGAACAAAGUAUAUUUGUUUAUCUGUGUAUCUUUUGGUCCUUGCAGAAGGAGAGGCUCGCCUCCGUGAUGUUGAGCAAGCGAUUGAAGAUAGCCGUAGCAACUUUUCCACACUGAGCAGAAUGGGGAAUAUCUCUCAGUCCAUGACAGAUGUUGUCAGUUGGGCGAGUACCUAUGAGCCGGAUAUCGUCACCUAUGAUAGUUACAGGUAUGAAUUAAAGUGUUCUCAGAGUAUUGUAUUUUUUUUUAAAGAUAUUUAUUGAGAUUUUCAAAAUGUUACAAAAAAUAACAAAAUAAAAUAGAAGCAGAAGAGAGUACAAAGAAUAAAAAUAAUUAACAAAAUAGAAAAAAAGGAAAAAAAACCAACCCUUGCCACCAUAUAAGAAAAAAUUCCAAAUGAGAAAAAAUGACAGAAAAAAAGAAAAAAAGAAGAAUGCAAAAAUCACAAAACUUUAAAAACAUUUAAAAACAAAUUCAUUAUUUUCAAAUCCUUAACUGUCAUUACCUUCUUUCUUAGACCUCCUCCUCCUCCCUUUCUUUGUAUCCUAGUUAUUAAUUAUCCCAGCAAAUCCUUGACCUUAUCUUUCUAUAAUAAAAUAAACCUUAACACUUAAAACUUAAAUCUUAUCCUUACCAACUUCUCAUAAUCAUAAUAUUAUUUCAUAAUUCUUUAAACAUCUUUGCUAAAGCCAAGUAAUUUCAUUCCAACAUUUUCCUAUCAUUCAUCAAUUUUAUAAAACAGUUCUAAUAGUAGAAAAAAGAGGUAUAAACAGAUCCAAUCUUCAUCCAGCGUCCCUUCCUCCUGGUUCCGGGUUUUGUCAGUCCUUAUUCCCGUCAAUCUAGCCCAUUAACCUGGCAACCUUAUGUCCGAGGCCCUCAAGUCUCUUCCAUGACCCUUCCGCGGCUCUUCUUCAUAUUUGUAACUGUAUUUUCCCUUGUCUCCUGCUCGUGGUAACUCCAGCUUGACAAUGUUUUUAACCCUUCUCAACAGAUCAGCCCCUUUUCCAUGUUCAACAAUGAAUUCCAUGUAGUAUUUAAAAGCAUGUUUCAAAGGCCCUCCAAAAUUGAGAGCCCCCACAGUCCCAAACAUCUCACAGCCCGUUGCCAUAUUUGAAAAGUCCAAACAUCCCAGCAUAGGGGGGUCAAUCCAGCCCCCCAUUUCCAAACCAAGCCAAAUUUUUCCUUUCCAAAUAUGGCUUUUUCCAAGUUCAUUUGUCAAAUCCAAAAAAUCAUAUUCCUGUUGGGCCUGUUCUGUCAAAACACACUCCUGAUUUAAUGUCAAAAACUCCUGUUCUGUCAAGACACACUCCUGAUUUAAAUCCUGAGUGGGCUUCACAUAUUUUCCCACUGUCUGUUCAAAGUUUCCCACUGCCUGUUCAAAAUUUCUAGUCGAAGUCGCCAUCCAAUUCACCUUCUCGUGUAAUUGUUCCAGUAGAUCGUUUGUUUUAUAGAGAGCAUACAACAAGGCUUCUGAAUACAUUGUCCCACAAGGUCAGAUACUUGUUCCCACGGUUGUAAUCUGUAACAGCUGUCGACUCCCUGGAGUUAGUUACAGUUUCACAGUUACAAUUUCACAGACUCCCCCUAGGUGGAAGACUUCUAUUUAUUCUUGCAACAAAGUUUCCUUUUUAAGAUACUUUGUCCAUAUAUAAUCCUUUAAAAUGCGAAAGGGAACAGUGGAAUCACUAGGUUUCUCUUCUUUUAGCCAUCUGUCAAAAACACUUGUCUUUGGUUAAUGAACUUCACACGUCAGUCCUGACAGCCUGCUCCAGGAUCAGGACGGAGGAAAGUUACUUCACUUUAAAGUCACUUUAAACAGUCCAAAAAGAUCCCCCCUUCUCCUGCUGUCGAAGGGGGGUUCCACAAUUUUAAAUGGUGAAAUCCAAUCUUUUAAAAGUGAUUUUCUGAGCUCUAGUUUAAAUUGCCUUUGCUUUAUUCUGUUUACAAAAGAACGGAAGGAUGACUUCCUGUUUAGACCUUCCCGUUCCAUACCAAAUUCAAGUAAAUUUUUAAAGUCCGAUUCUUUCCUACUCGCAAGUCCUUAUUUGAUGUCCAAUUGUUCAAAGUCUAAGUACUCACGGGUGCUUAUUUUAAAGUCCAAAUUGUCCCAGGAAAAAGGCAGCGCUCUCCGGCAACAGCUAUGCGGCUUCGCUCCACGGAAAUAGCAGUUGACUCACAGCACCGCGCCACUUCCCCCUCUUCACUUCGGAGCCCGUUAGUGGGUUCCUUAGCGGGUUGGGGGGGCGCUAAAGGUGCCCGCCGAGUCCCAUGGUCACAGGCUUCAUCCGCCUGUGAUUUUUAAGUGGGUCCCCAGUUCGCCGUAGCGGAGAAGACCCGUUUUCCGCGGAGCUAGUCCCUCCAGUUCAGAGGGAGUCCGCCAUUGCCGGUGGCGCCACCCCGGAAGUCCUAAAGCGUUCUCAGAGUAUUGUAAGCUGGGGAAAUCCCUUAGGUUAGCUUAAGCCACGCUAGGUCAUGUGUUGGAUGAAAUGUUGGUCCCUUGUCCCUCCUGACCAUGAGUGGUCAUAUGUUAUCAAAAUGGCAGCUGUAGGAAAUGGGAUGAGAAUGGUAGCCUAAACGAAGGGCUAAAAGCUUUCUGGCCACUAUUUUGGAAGCCUCUGGUGUGCAGUUUCAUGUCACACGGAUGGUUUCCCACAGCAUUUUUGGACAGGGCACCACAUCUAGUCUGCAGUAGUAUGAAAAUUAAAAUCCUUGUCUUUCGAUUUGGUUAAUUGGCCCAGAUAGCACUUGUUUUUCUUCAGUGCUAUACCAUUGUUCAUAACCUAGGCUUGGAUGGGAUCUCGUGUUUUCUAAUUUGCUUCCUCUUGUUGCCAACAGAGUCUUGCUGAUGCUGGUUUUUAGCAGAGAUCAAACCCAUUACCAGGUUUUGACUCCUUCCUUCCUUUAGCCAUUGCCUUCUGUUGGAGUCUUAACUGUUUUCCUUUUCCUUACUUUAGGUGGAUUGCUGGCCUUUGCCUCUGCUCUCUGGUACUCGUGAUCAUUGUAUUCAACAUGCUGGGCCUGUUGUUUGGGGCACUUGGGCUAAACCCGCGAGAGAUGCCUACCAAACGGGGCUGCCUCGCAAACACUGGUGGAGACCUCCUCAUGGCGUAAGAGACUUUGCACCUUCUCCCAUCUCAUGACAGAGAGUCAUCCAAUAAGUCAAAAGAAUGUAGGAAGCUGCUGCUUCAUCCCAUGUCAGGCCCUUGGUUCAUCUUGCACAGCACCAUCAAUGCUGACUGGCAGUGGCUUUCCAGAGUUUCAGCUAGACGUCCUUCCAAGCCCUAGUUGGAGAUGCCAGGGAUUCAUCCUGGAACCUUCUGCAUGCAAAACUCAUGUUCUGUUACAGAGCUCUGGCCUGUACCCUUAUUACCCUUCCUGAUGAUUGCCAAAUGUUGCCAAGCUGCAUUAUGGCGUAGCAAAUGUGAGAGCAUGGGUGGCAGGACUCAGGAGGCAGCUGUAGAUCUUUACAUGUAUUGCUGGUUGCCUGAUUCCCCAGGUCUCUGGGAGCUAUUCUAUGGAGGGUUUCCCCGUACACAAUCUGUUUUGUGUACAGGCUCCUACUAGAGAAAGAUAGGGUGGGAAUGUCCUUAAGUAUCCAGAAAUGCAGCGUUACUGGCAGAUUGGCACAGUGCAGAGUCAUGCCCCCUGAGUAUUUUGGCACCCUGACCUUGUCCUGGACUUUCCCAUGGACCUCUGGCUGUUCCUUAUGUUUAUCUGCUGGAUUGUGUGUCAGAAUGAAUGGAAGGGUUGCCUGGGGCAAAUGUGCAAGGGCUCUGACGGCUGCUCUUCACAUCCAUCCAGCGAAAUCCUAGACCUCCAAUCAUGUUUUCCCUUCUCUGACAGGAGCGUUGGGUUCAGCUUCAUAUUUUCAUGGCUGCUGAUGCUGCUGGUUCUACUGACAUUUUUAGUUGGGGGAAGUAUGUACACAGUGGUGUGUCGGCCGUGGGCCGAUGGGCAUCUCCUUCAGGUAAGUCCCUUGGGCUACCAUGAGUAUUCUUUGAUACUGCUGAGUGCCAUCUGCAGUGGAACAAGGGGGGAAAUAAUGUGGGUGAGGAGAGAAGUGAGUCAUGGUUUCCCUUAACACCAGACCAGAACCCACACACUGUAACCUUAGAUUCUAAUCCUGGGAUCCCAUCUCUCCCCCUUGUCAAUCAUUAUCAUUUUCGCAUGGAAAUUGCUGAAGUAGGCAUGAGACAGCCAGGCAAUCCCACAUUCUGCAGAGGAGGAAAUCGCAGGGAGAGGCAAAUACUGAAGAUGUUUUGAGUUGAGAGGCUAAGAAUCUAAUUAAUGACUCUUUAUUUUCUUCUAGUUUCUGGACACACCAGGGUUGUUUCCUGAAUUCAACCUGACACGGCUCUUGCACUUGAAGAGUUCUGAUGUAAACCUGUCCAGCCUGUACAAGUGAGUGGCUGGCUGGCUGGAUUCCUCCAUGGCUUCCUGCCUGCUGUGACUUUGGUCCUCACCUUCCCCCAAAGGGAGAGAGACUCUUGAGAGCAGGGUGGGAACUGCAGGCCUGAUAGAGUCAGGCAUGCAGUGUAUGGGAGUAGGGAAAAGUAAGUUCCACCCACUUGCCAACAUGCAAUGUCAGGGUACCAUGCACAGCCAUGCCAGGGGGCCCUGGUGCAGAUAAGUUUUUUAAUUUUUUUUUAGUUUUUUCAGAUUUUGAAACUUGCAAACAAUUAUCAAACAACCAACAUAGAGAAUUCUUUUUCCUUACAUUUCCAGCAUGUAUUUGACCUUGUUUUAUACAAGCUAGUUUACUAGGGGUUAAAUACCAAUGAUACAUCAAUUUCAUAAGUUGUAUAUUAUGUCCAAAGUCCUUGCCCAGCAUAGACAGGAAGCUUCAUAAUACAGUCGUACCUACCAUAAUACAGUCCGUUUGACUUCUAAAACAUUUGGAAACCAAAGCAUGGCUUGAAGCCAUGGAAGCCCCGUCAGACGUUUGGGUUCCAAAGAACGUUCGCAAACUGGAAUACUUGCUUCCGGGUUUGCAGCAUUUGGGAGCCAAAACAUCCAAGUACCAAGGUGUUCAGGAUCCAGUUUGACUGUAUAAUCUUAAAUCUGGUGCAGAGAAGUCUUUCCCUGACCCACAACUUCUCCAUUCUGCCAAGAGUUUGCUAGAAUAACAGCCUGAAUCAUGCUUUUCUUUCUCUGAGGUACCUUUCAGCCUGAUCACUGUGCUUCUUAGUCCUGCUAUUUCCCCACAGUUUUUGCCCCCAUGCUGAGCUUAUGUCACCAGCAACCCCAUUGCCCCCUGGCGUAAGAGUUAAACUACAUGAUUGGAAAGCUUGAUUGCAUGGUGAUGCUGUUUCCCCAGUUUAUGUUUGACAUAGCACAGUGUAUGCUGGUCUCUUAGCUCGGUUUUCACUCUUGCAGGAACUGUGAAAACAAUGCCCCCUUGUGGAGCACCCUUCACCUGGGUGAGGUCAUCCCUCUGGAUGAGAUCCUAAACACCAGCAAGGUCAGUGAUGAGUGUCUGUAGGUGAACUGAGACAGCCACAAGAGAAAUUGAAUGACCAGCAAGAUUAGUGUCCUCAGAUAUGCUGUGGGAUAGUUUAAAGUCCAGAUCUGGGGCAUAUCUUCAGCCACCUGGAGAACCCCAGAGAAGUGUCCUGGGAGACUGGAUUGUUAUGUACUCUGCACCUACUUGCCUUGUUUUUCUUUUGCUCUUACAGUACACCGGUAAUAUUGAUGCAGCCUUAAAAAAAAUAAAUAUCAGUUUGGGCUCCACUGACCUCCUGAAGGAUGAGCAGAAGCGUCGCCUGCAGGAGCUGGGCUCAAAGGAUGGGCUGAACCUGAAUUUUUCCAGUGCUCUGAAACAAGUGAGAUGAGAGGGUGGAAUGCUUGCUGGGGUAUGAAUUGCUGCAGGAAGGAAUCCGUCAGCUGGGAUAUUCUGAUUAACUGACAAUGGAAGGGUCGUUGGGUUGAUGAUGUCAGCAUAGGUUUCUGGCAGCUGCUCAGUCUGUUCAGGAGAAAGGAUAGUGUCCGGAAAGGGCUUUGGGUGCAGCCCAAAAGGAAAGCUGUUCCCCAACAAAACCUGUGCAGGUUACUGAGUUUAAGAAAAUCUCAAAGACAUCUGUAUAAUGAAAUCAUGCCAUUCCACAUAAAUAAAAGCAGCAGUUAACACGUAAACAGGACAGGAUUUGCCUGGUGCCUAAAAGCAACGACAAAGAUGCCAGGCAGAUCACCCUUGGGAGGGAGAUCCAUAAUUAGAGCACAGUCACUAAAAAGGUACGCUCUUUGGAUGGCACCCACCCAUGUCCUUUUGUAGGUGAGGGCACCCAGAAAAGAGCCUCUGAUUGUUGUCUCACAGAUCAUUGGAGGUCGAGAGAUGAGGUGAGCUUUCUCUUCCCAGAGGUGUGAUGUGAAAUAAUAAUAGCUUACGUAUCAAUGGGUUCAAAAUGAAAUAAAACAAGUUGGAAAGCGGAUUCUAGGAAGUGUGCGAACUUAAUCUGCCUGGGCCCUGACCUUACUCACUCCAAUGUCUCUUGCUAUCCUUGAGGAGCUGACCCACCGUGUGCUCUCUGUCCCUUUCUUUGCAGAUCAACGAGACUGUGACAAAAAAAGACCUAUCUUCAGCGGCAGCAGGUCUAGAUAAAUUGGCAGAAAACACAGUGAGUGGUGCUUUGAUUGGGAUAUCCCCAUUCUUCUGCAGUGCUUCUCUCCCCCAGCUCCCUUUCUAGGGGGAGGGGCCCUGUAGGUGUCUUUUUGGGAUCACUUCAACCCAGAGCUGGCCCAAGACAUUUUGGCACCUGAGGCGAACCACAAAAUGGCACCCUCCCCGCCAGAGAAGUAGGGGUGAAUGAAGAUCUACAUUGGGAACAAGGGGGAGAAUUGAAUUAAUCUUAUUCAACAGCUGAAGUGGGAAUGAAAUGCCGUCAUGGCAGGGGAAAAGGGGCCUGUUCUGAAUCAUGCCCCCACCAUUUCCUCUCUAAGGGUGAUAGGAGACCAGCAGCAACUCCUAUUUGCCAAGAGGUCACUAUAGAGGUGGCAUGGGGGGCAGGGAACUGUUGAGGAGAGGCAGAUCCAGUCCCCAAGCAGUGUGCCACAGCCGUCAGUGCCACUGCAGCAGCAGCCAUGGGCAUGUGUUCCUUGGAGGCUGAAUCGGCUGUCCCUGUGGAUCCUGCUGCCUGAGGCAGUCACCUCAUCUUGACUAAUAGGUAGGCUGGCCCUGAUUUAACCCCAGAUCCUCCCUGAAGAUGGGAAAUAAUUGCAUCCCACAUUGUCUCCUGGAAAUGUGCCCACUUGUAUGUGUGAAAGCAGCAGAAAACCUAUCAAUAUCUCUUCACAAGAUAUGGUGCUUAUGAACAUAUUUUCAGGCAAUUAAUGAGAAAGCUCGGAGCGAUUUUCAGCUGGAGGCCAGAAGGCUGAGGAAGCUCCAGGAUUGGGUCAAUGACACGUUUCUUCCUCAGAUGGUGAGUGCUGCUCUCCCCAAACACCUUUACCUCCUUUUGGCCCAGACCAGGUGCCGCCCUGAACAAGGCCUCUCUGGACGGUUUUGAUUCUUGGCCCUACCAGGCCAUAAGAUGGUUGAUAUCUGUCCCACCUUCUGUCAACUCAUUCCAUCCAGCUCAGUGGAUGGUGCCCUCUGAUGAGCUUUCUCUGUCCUCAGCACAUCCUGAGAAGCAGCAUUCGAAAACUACAGAAGUCUGUCCCUCAGAUUCCGGUAAGCAGGGCAAGGUUUGAGGAAGGAGUGAUCUGGGAGGUGGGGCUUUGAUGCCAGGCUUUCUGAAUGACACCCCAUUAGAUAUUGGAUGGGUGGGGAAGUACAACCUACUGACAAUCUCGCCAGGCCUCCUUGCAUAACAAUGUGAGAACUCAAGGUAACAGGUGCCAAUUGGGAGAUACAGAGAUUUCCCUUGGCAUUGACUCUGUAGGGAUGGGGUUUCAGAACCUGGAAGACUGUGGGAGAUUGACAGAGUUGGUAGGCAUCCCAAAGAUGGACAGAGGAGGUGUUAAUGGGGCACUGGCAGAACUAUGCUUGUGUGCGUUCGGGGUCUGUAUGGUGCUGGGUAUGAAAUGCUAAGCUGCAGUCCUUCAUAUGUUGGACUCCCAAUUCCCAUCAGUCCCAGCCAGCAUGGCCAAUGGUCAGGACUGAUGAGAGUGGUAGUCCAGCAGCAUCUGAAGAGCUGCAGUUGUGCAACUCCCGCUAAAGCAUACCAAAAAACCUGUCUCAGCCUUUUGAUAAUAUACCAGCGCUGCUCCCUUAUGCCCAUUGGAUUAUGUGAUGUUCUGCUCAGUGGUCUGCUCAGAUCUGUAUGGAAAGUGGUGGUGAGGGCAGCCCAUGAGACUGGCUCUGCCAGGGAGUGAAUCUGACAGUACUGUGUCCUGCCAGGGUACAGCGAACGCCACGUUGUCAAAAAUAGAAGACGCUCAGAUAUUUAUGAAGUGGCAGGUGCAGGACGUUGUCAAAAACGUGAGUCUUCUCAUCAUUCAACCCAUUUCCUGGUGGGGGUACACAGAGGACAUCAUUAAGACUGGAUUUGUGCAUCGCUACAUAAUGUAACAUGGAGGCUCAUCCAGAAGUCCUAUAGGCCUCUAACUACGAUAUUAGACAUGCUAGUGAACAACUCUGGGAAAUGGGAAUACAGGAAAUGCAGUGGAGAGGAGGACAAGCGAAAGCUAGUGCUCCCAGGAUAGGGAAAUGUGACACCCCAGCUGAUCAUGCAUGGAUUAGCUGUAUUACCUUUUCCUGUACCCCAUAAGACAGCCCAAUUUCCCUUCCUAUUCUUGGAACCAUUAAUGGAGCUUGGAUAGGGGAUUGGAGCCCCAUAACUGAACCCCUUUCCUUGUUUGGAAGUUGUUGUCCUAUCCUCUAACUUACACCCACCCAUUUUACCUUCUUACCUCUAGGAGACUUCAGCUUUCGUGAAAACUCUGCUGGGUUUAUUUGAAUCAUAUAUAGACUGGGCAAAGAGUACCGUAAGUAAUGCCAACUGCUGUUGAUGGAGAUUGGGCUUAAUCCUGAGUGAUGACAAGGUGGGAGCCUGGUUGUCCUUGCUUGUAUACUUCUGCUAUACUCACAUCCAGGCUGGAUGCUUGCCUGUGGCUAUGCAUACCCAAGCCAGUCAACCAUGAAUUUACUGGACCUUUUAGCCAUAGUUUAUUUAUUAUUUACUGGUUUAAAAGAUUUAUAAACUGCUUAAUCAAAGCACUCUCUAGAGACGGUGCGCAUAACAAAGUUGUAGUUAAAAUGCAGAUGAAAUCUGCAAAGCAAUAAAAAACAAGUAUAUAUAAAACAUACUGCAUUUUUCCAUCUAUAAGAUGCCCCCUAUUUUUGAGGACUCAGAUUUAAGAAAAUGGGGGGGUAUAUAUAAGACAACCCCUAAUUUCUGACAUUAUUUUUAAGGAAAAAACCCUAGUCUUAUACAUGGAAAAAUACGGUAAUUAAAACACUGAUUAAAUCAGUAAAACUUUAAGAACAAAUAUGAGUAACUAAAUUGUAUGUCUGGGUAAGUUUGCAAUAGACAUCUAAAAAGAUAUGGGGCAGGGAACCUUUUCUGCCAGGCAGGCCAGAAUUUUAUUUCCAAAUCUUUGACAGGUUACUUUGGGCAGGCGGACGGAGUUUUGACACCAGGUGAUACUGCAGUUUGAAACCUCAGUUGUCCCCAUGCCCUGCUGCCUGAACUUCUGAAAACUGUCAGGAGCACUUUUGCAAAGGGCUUUCAAUAGCCACACACUCCUUUUUGAAUGUCCAGUUUUUGGAGGUUCAAACAGCAACACCUAGUCCUCCAUUCUGGCAAGAUGCCCAUGCAACCUCACUCAUGAAACAGGAAGGAGGAAUCCUGCUGAGCUUAUGGCAGCCGAUGAGUGAGGGUUAAUUUCUCCUGGCUUGGCUGCACUUGCCUGUUUCCUACAAGUGUGAGCAGCCAAUGUAACAUUGAAUCCCGUAAUUCUGCCCAUCAGCAGCCAGUGCAAAUAUCUGAGGGCAACUCCAAUAUGCUGACAGAGCCUCACUCCUGGCAGCAGUCAUGCUGCAGCAUUCUGUGGUUAACUGCACUUUCCCGAUCAGCCACUUGCGUUCACAUGCCAGUCUCACAGCCUCAUGCACAGGUGGCCCUGGAGGCAUAUGUAAGCAAAAUCAAGCUGAACUCGUGGGAAGUGUACUGCCAUUGCCCAUCUUACUUCUAGGGUGCAAGCACAGCAUGAAGUUAUAAGGUUGGCAAUGCCAGGACAAUUCCUACCAUGUGCUUAGCUGGACAGGCAACAUUUAUGAUGACAUCACGAUGAAGGUGUUUGGCCAGGAAAGGAGUGCAGGGCUCGGGAUUUUUCCUUUGGUGGUCAUGAUGUUUCCUUGUCUUCUUUGCUGGCAGAUCAAAGAGCAGGUGGGCCGCUGUGGCCCUGCAGCCUGGGCACUGGAUAGUGUGAAUACCGUGGUCUGCAGCUGCGUUGUCAAUUCAUUGGUGAGGCAGUCAACACGAGGGAUGAGCUGGGGUGUGGGAAUGAGCCAGCAUGGAUAAGGGACAGCAGGGUGGCAGUCCGUAGGUUGAGAGAUGGCGACUGCAGCCCAGGAUGUAGGAGUAACUGGUAGGUGGUGGGGCCACAGAAAUUGUAACUACCUUGGGCAGAGGCUGUGCUGUGGCUCUGGGAAUCUUGCCUGGGGUGGCGCAUGGAAAGAAGCUGGGGAGACAUCUGCACAUGGGACAGAUCCCUGUGCUCUUAAAUGGGCACAGGGCUGGGGAAAGUGUAUAGAUGUAUGUGAAGGGAGCUCUAGGGAAACGUUGGGGAGAUGGAUGGAAAAGACACAGGUAGGCUGUAGGCGAGGCUUACCUUGCAUGAGCUCAAGCAGGGUGGGAGUUAAGUGGAGAGAGACAGCGGGAGUACUGACAGCUGCCUUCCCCUCUUCUCCCCUUAGAACGCCUUCUGGUUCAGUCUAGGCUGGUGCACCAUCUUUCUGCUGCCGAGCAUCAUCUUGGCUGUGCGGCUUGCCAAGUUUUACCGCAGAAUGCACAUGGAUGACGUCUACACGUGAGGAUGGGUUAUACUUUUGCCUGUCACCCUGCCUAUGGCCAUGGAUCAGAUGCUUUACUUCUCUCCCCCCACCCCACUCUCAGUACUGUUCACUGAUUAUAGGCUUGGACACCCCGUAAGCCCUCCACCCUCCAGUUGGUUCCAUUACCUAGAAGUGCAAGUCCAGCUGUAGGGCUGCUCCCAUGGUAUUCUUGUAAACCAACAAUCCCUCUUGUGAAAGUGUCUGCUUUUAAGAUACUGAUGGAAAAGUGGGUUCUCCAGGGGAAGCCUCUAGGGGAAAGUGCUAACUGCCUUCCCUAGUAAAUGAAAAAGGGAAUGUUUUGACUUCCCACUUGCUUAUACAGUGGUACCUCGGGUUACAUACGCUUCAGGUUACAGACUCUGCUAACCCAGAAAUAGUACCUCGAGUUAAGAACUUUGCUUCAGGAUGAGAACAGAAAUUGCGUGGUGGCGGUGGCGCAGCGGCAGCAGCAGGAGGCCCCAUUAGCUAAAGUGGUGCUUCAGGUAAAGAACAGUUUCAGGUUAAGAAUGGACCUCCAGAAUGAAUUAAAUUCUUAACCCAAGGUACCACUGUACUCUGAAACAGCUUUCAACCUUUCUGGCAAAACAUGGUCCUGUGGAAGCCACACCAAUGCUGUGUUAUCUGAGUUUGUUGUCGUUGGCAUCCAUCCAUCUUGAGAGACAAUGGAGUGUGCCUCCAUGGGUGAAGUCAAAUUGCUGUGAUAGGGACAUCGAGGUGACCUCUCCAGGGCACAAGUCUGCGCAGUAUGAAGCAAUAACAAAAAAACCCCAUGACCCUGGGCACGAACUAGACUAGAGCCAUGACAAGUUCAAGAAACAAUUGCUCACGUGACCAGGGAGGAUUCUUGCUAUUAAGGCAGCAUUUCAGAGGGUGCAUAAUUCUAACCUUGCGGCUAAACUUCUUUGCACCCACUUUGGCUGUGCGAUGCCAGAAGUAGACCCAGAGAACACAUGUAAGACACCUUACUAUAUAAAGGAGCUAUGCUAGCUAGUGCUUAGGUGCACUGAGCUUGGUCGAUGGACAUGGGUUUUUCUGCUGUUCAACAGGCACCCAGGUUUGGCAGCACUGCUGAAAGGUUGCAUUGUCCUGCCAUCUGGUUCCAGUAUAAGCAGUUGGGGGUUAUAGUACUCUUCUUUUUAAUUCCCUUGCCCACAUUAGGGUUGAGAGAGCUUAGCAUGCAUUCUGGAAAGCCUUUGAGGAAGCUGUCAUAUAUCCCAUUGACAUUCUCUUUCUUUUACAAGGGAUGGUGCCAUGGAAAAUAUGGAACUGUAAGUAUCUUUUCCUACCUCCUGUCUAUGUUUGGUGUGGAGUUCAAAAGAAAGCCGCCUUAGAUGUAGGAAAUGACCAUGCAAUUUAAGUAAUGGGAAGGAGGUCCAGUACUGGAGAAAGGUGCUGAACAAGACCAUUUUGGGAAAGGAGCUCUGCCAAUUCAAAAUAUGAAGCUCUCUUGCUUUGGUGUUGGUGGCUGAGACAGAAGACAUUUAAUGCUCUGCAGGGUAUGCUUUUGGUCUUCUUUGCGCUAAGCUGAGCUUUCUGUUGCAUGCUGGCCCCAGCUGCACAGAGGCAGUCCCUGGGGUGCUGGUAAGAGGAAGUAUGGCUGGCAUUGUGCACAGAACCCACCAAAUCCUAUCUGAGCAUGAACUGAAUCUUAGCUGCAGGGAAUGCUUUUACAGUGGGUGGGGGCUAGGAAAGUAUUCAUCCCCACUUCCACUACAGGCCAAUAAGAGUGAUAUAGACCAGAGAGAUUUCUCCAAGUGUCAUUAGUUUUUUUUAUAAAAUCCUUAUUAGAAACCCCUUUCCGCUUCAUGCCCUGCCCAACCACCUAGCCUCAAGCUUAGAGUGCUCUUUCUACUUUUCUCCCUUUGCAGAUCAAGGCCACCACAUAUGUUCAAAAUGCCCCGAGCAGAGCUGAGGAACUAGCAGUUACCUUACCAAUUACCUUGCCACCUAUCGUUCUUGAGCAACACUGAGGAUGACACAUGAAUGUCUGCAGAACUGCUUUGCUUCUCUUCCCAAUGCGGAGCAUAAGGAUCACCACUCAGAAGCAAAUUCUCUCUGGCCAAGUUGGCUUAUCCUGCGAAUGACACCAUUAGGGGUAGCUGCAAGACAUGUUACACAAGAGCAGGCCUAGCUGUGUUCCCAAUACAUAGCCCCACGUGUGUGUGUGUGUGUGUGUGUGUGUGUGUGUGUGUUCUGUGUGUUUCUACCCUAAAGAUUAGGCUUGCAGUCUCUGCACUAUGACAUUUCUGCAAAGCCACAAUCCUCCCAUUGGGACUGUAGCUCCUUAUGCCACACUGUGGCAUGUAUAAGUAUUCUGGAGAGCCUGCCUCUUCUUUGAACACCAGUGCCUUACACAGUUAUAUGCCACUGAAUGAUCCUGCUGGCUUGGGUUGAUGGCUGACUGUGCUUGCUUUCUGUCCAUAAUAAUGAUGGUGGCUCCAGCGAAUGCAAUUAAUCCACCCAGAAGCAGCAAAACUCUUUCCCUGUCCCCAUCUCUAUUUGGGGUUCAGGAAUGCCGCCUGAUGCAGCUGAAUCCAGGAUUUUGUGUGACACAGCUAAAAUGACUGGUUGGGGAAGCGUUUUGGCAAUUCAAUUAUGGGCAUUACAAGAAGCAUCAUGCUGAGCAACAUGACAAUCCUCCCGCAAGGAAGUGGGAGCUGAUUUCAGUUUUAUUGGGACUACUUUAUUUUUUUAACCCUCUAUGGUUUUCUACUGUGUGUUUAAAUUUACAAAGCAAAAUCGUGUGCUCUAAAUCUAUUAAUAAUGAAGGUAUAACUGAAUUGUGUACAAUGCAUUGACAAUGCACUCUUAUUUAAAAAUGCUAAAUAGUGCCUUGCUGUCUCAGGGCAAUUUCUAUCUAUCCUUUACAACAGGGGUGAGGAUCUUGUGGCCUUCCAGAUGUUGUCUGACUCCAGCUCCCAUUAGCCCUAGCGAUUAUGGCAAAUGAUAAGGACUUAUGGAAGUUGUAGUCCAGCAACAUCUGGAGGGCCAUUCUCCAUUCCUGCUUAACAAGAAUCCCAGCAACCAGCAAGUGAUAGGUGGUCCCACCUUCUCCCCAUCCCUACUCUAGACUGGAAAGAAAGGAGCAAGUACUGUAUAGCAAAAGGAGGCUUAGCUAAAAAACAACAACCAAACAACGCAUACUGUAUGGUUCUGCUAAUCCACAUGUGCAGAAAGCACAUGUUGCCUUAGGCCACUCGUCAGCAACCUGUCCUCCAGAUGUUUCAGACGGUGAUUUCCCAAGGCAGUACCAUUGCUGAGGCCAAUGGGAAAUGCAGUCCUAAACAUCUGAAAAUCACCAAGUUAGCAAAGGCUGUUCUAAGUUGGUGGCUAGAACACUUUUUCACAUUUCAUGUCGUCCCUUGCUAUCUCAGGACAUGCAUUUGUAUGUUCCCCUAUUGUAUGAACUUCUUCUACCCCCCCUCCUUGAUUUGCAGUCUUUGGCAUUUUAUAUUUUCCCAAAACAAUGAAUUUAUACAAAUGCAUUGUGCCAAAAAAAAGUAGGUCUCACUGCGGACCGAAAACUCUAGUAGAACUGGGAAUGGCCUCAGCCUAACUUUCAUGCCUUCAAUCUAAACUGAGGGUGGAACUAAGGCGAACUUCUGUCUGUGGAAGGAUUUUUCCUUGUGCAACAAGAGUGUUCUCCCACUAAAUCUGUUUUAGGGGUUCCCCCAAUCCUUGGGAGAAAAUUUGGGGGGGUGCAGGACAUGCACGGGGGUAGGGGGGAAGUCCUGUUUGUGCAAGUGGAGACCGUUCUGCUUGUGAAAUAAUUUAGUUGAGCAUUGCCCAUGUGGUAGUAAAGCUUGUCUCUCUUUAAUGGGUUACAAGCUUUCAAAAAGAAAUCCAAGAAGUAAUCAGAAACAGCAUGUGCCAGAUUCCAAGAUACAUUGUACUACCUCCUUUAACAACCACCAGUGGGUUGUACAUUCCACCAGAAAUGCUGGUCUAAAUGUACGUAGAAUGUUUAUUGCCAAGGUUAGGAGUCUAGGUAGGCUGUAUGUUUUUAAAAUUUGGUCUCUGUUAUUGUAGUGAUGUAUUUUCCCAGGUGGAAAGAAGCCUCCCAUGCACCCCAUUCCUGUUUCUAAUAAAUUUCAAUUUGGAUUCCU
Podarcis lilfordi (Lilford's wall lizard) is the source of this 35987-nucleotide messenger RNA. Lineage: Eukaryota; Metazoa; Chordata; Lepidosauria; Squamata; Lacertidae. The record is from the annotation of a GenBank genome assembly.